AUGACAACGUUACUCGACCUGCCCACAGAGCUGGUCUACAAGAUCCUCUCCGAGCUAACGGAACCCAAUCCGGGGCCAUACCGGUUUCGCUUCGAAGAUGCCAAGCCAUCCUUCAGCACCGAGCGCGUCAAUCAGAGUUUGUCGACAAUGGCCAAAGUCUGUCGCACAUCGCGCACACUUCGCGACCUCAUUGAGCCACUGCUCUAUGAGUUCGUCUACAUUCCCGACGCAACCGCGAAGCCACUUCUGUCGCUUUUGAAAUGCUGGAAAUCUCGGCCUCACUGUGCUGGAUACACAAGACGAUUCACGGCAGAGACGAAGUGGGCUGCUGGAGGAACACCUCCUCAAGUCAUUGACAAGGAAGAUGUCGCAUUUGUCUCUGAGAUAGCGGAGCAACUCAAAGUCUACUUGCGUGGGACUUGGCACGAGUAUACCUGGAAUACAGACAUUCUCAUCGAGCUCGCAAUGUUUCAGGCGCACCGCAUCCAGAGUAUUGAGCUGGAAUUUUGCCAGCGCAGGGGAAUCUACCGCCCAGCGUUCGAGAGCCUUCUUCCCGAACUUGGCAAUACGACACACAUUAGCUUCCCAGGCCUCGACUAUCUCUACGUCUUACAGGCAGGGUUGAGAGCAGGCGAGCUCGAUCAUGUGCUAGAGCGGGCGCCAAAUCUCACCAAACUCCGCCUCUUCAUGUGCGAUUUCAACUAUCCGAGCCAGACUCUGCCUGCCAAUCUCACAAGCCUGUGCAUCUUUCAAUGCGUAAUCACGCCCUCUCGUCUAGAGACCAUCAUUUCAAGUAUGGAAAAGUUGAGUCGGCUGGAGUGCACUAUCUGGCGCGGCCAGCCAGAGGAUUUGGCUAGGGUUAUCACUUCUCUAUCGAAGCACGCAAAGACGUUGAAGAGUCUCACAGUGUCUUUCAGAUGGAAUCGAAGGCCUGGAAGUUCGAGAGUGAAGGUGCCCUUAGAGGCGCUCACCAGCCUUGAGUCACUGACCACUGACGUUCAAAGUUUUGGUUUUGGAGGCACAGGUUUGAUACAAUCCCUGCCCGCAUCUAUACAGAAGCUGCGCAUCAUCAGAUCACUGGAAACAACGAAAGAUGAGCUGGCUUGUUUCUACACCGAGCUUUGCGCGGCACGGACGCGCGGGAUGGAAAACCUAAGAGUUCUAUUGUCGGGGCCUGAAUAUUGGGAAGAGCUAGACAGCGAUCACGACACUGUCUUUGACGGUUCGAUGCUUUUCUGA
Molecule: messenger RNA, 1239 nt
Organism: Colletotrichum gloeosporioides
Lineage: Eukaryota; Fungi; Ascomycota; Sordariomycetes; Glomerellales; Glomerellaceae
Exons: 1
Coding region: 1-1239 (412 amino acids)
Source: RefSeq, a predicted model, not a curated record